Molecule: messenger RNA, 1632 nt
Organism: Eufriesea mexicana
Lineage: Eukaryota; Metazoa; Arthropoda; Insecta; Hymenoptera; Apidae
Exons: 3
Coding region: 97-1632 (511 amino acids)
Source: RefSeq, a predicted model, not a curated record
CUAGCUACGUUACACCGAUCCCUCUGCAUCAUGGAUCCUCUUUAAUUCUUUUCUCUUACGAUCGGAUCCCAGUGCCACGAUUAGAGAGCGGGAAACAUGAGUCCUACGAAGUGGAAUCUCGUUUCGAUGGUGAUGCUCUCCCUGAUGUCCGUGGGUAUUCAGACUCUACCCAAGGAAACCUCAAGACAGCCAAAGCAACAGCCCCAAAAGCGUGAAGCUGCCUCACCGAGUCACUCCACGAGCAUACCACCGUUCUGGGAGCACAUUCUCCGAGAAUCAGUGUUCAGAACCAUCUCGCUAGCUGCGCCAGGCAACUACCAGCUGUACAGACGUCUGUUGGAGGCGCCAUUUCACGGUGGUCCGGUUCCCAGCAUCAGCAGCGACGCGUCCAGUGUCAUCCUGUCGCGUGGCGACGUUCAUCAGCUGCCAAACGGACGCUGGCUGUUCUGCCAGCAAGGCUGCAUCGACUGCGGCCUGUGCAUCGACCACACGCACCCCACGGUCAAGUGGGUUCUCCGGGGGAUCAAGAGGGUCUCCUCUCACGGCGCCACGAGACAGGAUCUUCAGCUGACGAUCGUGCCGCAGCUGGACGGCAGCUACCACAUGAGGAGUCUGUGGCCACAGUCCUACGUCUACGUGACCUCGCAGGGUGAGCAGGAUCUCUACCUCAGCGACCACCAUAGUUAUCGUAACGAUGGCAGUGCCUACGUCGAAGACAAUUUUUCCGGACAGCAGAGAAGGUUUGGCAGCUUUUGGACCUACGCUGACAGGAAUUCGCAGCCAGAAAUUAGCGUGGACGAGAAACCUGGCAACGAUACUGAUGUCAGGAAGAAUUUAGAUGACAAUGGCAGGGAGAAUCUCGAGAAUACCAGAGUGACACCUAAGAAGAGCGCAGACGAGGAGAGAGACGACUCGAGGAACGUUAAAAGGCAACGACCAGAGGUGAAGUUCGAGGAGAGGCAGAGCCUGAAUGGAUCUUCGUUGGAUGACAGGUUGACAGCGAGCAGCAGGGCGAAGUUGGUGCCGAAGUUGAUUCUAGGAACCGACCAGCUGGGGCAGAAGCACUUGGUGCACGUGGUACCUGCUGAUAUGUCGGGGAAUACGAGUUUCAUGAACUCCGUCGUGUCUAAUAUCUUGAGCACGGCGGGGCAGAACAGGACCGCUUAUCAGAGGAUACUGCGCAGGAUAUACGACUCUCUGAGCAGCAACAAGCGAUCUAUCGAAAGCUUCCUGGAGCCUGCAAGGAGUACAGAAACUCCGAGUCUUGGGAAAAACGAGGAACAGCAGCAGCAGGAAACGAGGAGUGGUUUGGCAGGAUUGGGACAAAUAGGUCGGACUUAUUCCAACUGUAGCAGACAAAUUCAGAGUGAAUCUGCGUUGCAGAAACGGUGGCCUUAUAUCGUGAACUGGAGCAAAUCGCGUAGAAUGAACAACGAUACGUCUUAUUUCUUGUAUCAGCACCCUAAGGUGCUGAAUAGUAUCAGAGAGUUCAAGAACGUAUCUGACAGGAUGUAUCCUAAAUUGAGUGUAGAUGUUCACAACAGUACCUUUCGAAACAGCUUCGAGACGAAGAACGUUACUCGCACCAACCGCAAGUAUAGUGACAGGUCCACGAAUCGCACAAAAUCGUAG